Molecule: messenger RNA, 2838 nt
Organism: Maylandia zebra (zebra mbuna)
Lineage: Eukaryota; Metazoa; Chordata; Actinopteri; Cichliformes; Cichlidae
Source: RefSeq, a predicted model, not a curated record
GCUGCCCAAGACCCUGACUGACAUGUACUUACACUUCCUGCUGGUUCAGACAAAGAGGAAGAAGAACAAGUACCAUGAGGGACAUGAGACGAGUCGACAAGAGCUGACAGAAGAUGACAGGGAAGUUCUUCUAAAGCUGGGGAGGCUGGCAUUUGAACAUCUGGAAAUAGGAAACAUCAUGUUUUACCAAGAAGACCUGGAGCAAUGUGGUCUGGAUGCCACAUAUAUUUCAGUAUAUUCAGGAAUUUGCACAGAGAUCUUCAAAAAAGACUGUUUAAUCCUUCAGAAACCAGUCUACUGCUUUAUUCAUUUGAGCAUCCAGGAGUUUAUGGCUUCAGUCUACAUGUUCCACUGUUACACCAACAAAAACACAGAGGUGUUGAAAGUAUUCUUGGAGCAAAACUGCGAGGUUCAAAACAGUCAUUCUGAUGAUGAAGAUUUUGAUGAUGAAGACUCUGAUGGUAAUACUGAAGUCUUUUCCAACUCUGGUUAUGUUAUCCCCUCCUUAGCUGACUUUCUUACGCUGGUGAUGGAGAAAUCCCUUGAAAGUAAAAAUGGACACCUGGACCUGUUUGUUCGAUUCCUUUAUGGUUUGUCUCUGGAAUCCAAUCAGAGACUUUUAGGCCACCUGCUUGUCCGGGCAGAGGUCUGGCCAGAAAUGAUCCAGGCAGCCAUAAACAACUUGAAGGAAAUGAACACCCACAAAAUCUCUCCUGACAGAAGCAUCAACAUCUUCCACUGUCUGAUGGAGAUGAACGACCUCUCAAUACAUCAGGAGCUUGAAGAGUUCCUGAAGUCAGAGAACAGAUCAGAGAAACUUACGGCAAUUCACUGCUCAGCUCUGGCCUACAUGCUGCAGAUGUCAGAGGAGGUUCUGGAUGAGUUGGAUCUGACAAAAUAUAACACCACAGUGGAGGGACGGCAGCGGCUAAUCCCAGCUGUGAGGAACUGUAAGAAGGCUCGACUUUCUGGCUGUGGACUCUCAUGGAUUCACUAUGAAUUGUUGGCCUCAGCUUUGAAGUCAAACCCCUCCCACCUAAGAGAACUGGACUUAAGUGAGAAUUAUUUGCAAGAUUUCGGCUUGAAGCUGCUAGCUGCUGGACUAAAGAGUCCACAUUGUAGACUGGAGAGUCUGAAACUUCAGAAAUGCAAACUGUCAGAGAGUUCCUGUGUGAUUCUGGCAUUGGCUCUAAAAUCCAACUCAUCCUAUUUGAAGGAGCUGGAUUUGAGUUUUAACUCUCUGCAAGAUGCUGGAAUGAAACGACUGUUAGCUGAACUGGAGAUCUCAGAAUGCCAUCUUGAAAUUUUGAGGCUGAAAGGCUGUAUGUUGAUUGAGACCAGCCGCCAUCUAAUCUCAUUUCUAAUGUCUCGUCUGAGAGAGCUGGACCUGAGUGACAACAACCUGCAGGAUUCUGGUGUGGAGCAUCUGUCUCAUGGACUGGAGAAUCCAAAGUGUAAACUAGUGACUCUCAGACUGAGCUUAUGCAAGUUGUCAGCGAUGAGCUGUGAUUUUCUGGCCUUGGCUCUGACGUCUAACCCCUCCCAUCUGAGAGAGCUGGACCUGAGUAAAAACAAGAUACAGGAUUCAGGAGUGAAGCGGCUUUCCACUGCCCUAGAAUCAUUGUGUUGUAAACUCGAUACUCUAAGACUGUCUUUCUGUCAGAUUACUCCCAAAGGCUGUGAUUAUCUGGCCUCAGCUCUCAAGUCCAACCCUUACCACCUGAGGUACCUGGACCUGAGUUACAACAAUCUCCUACGGGAUUCAGGAGUGAAGCAGCUGUGUGAUUUCCUGGAGAGUCCAAACUGUAGACUGGAAAUUCUCAGGCUCAGUUUCUGCGGUUUGUCAAACCUCAGCUGUUCUUUCUUGGCUUCAGCUCUGAAAUCCAACCCCUCCCAUCUAAGAGAGUUGGACUUGACUCUAAACAAUCAUCUGGGAGACACUGGAGUAAACCAAUUGUCCAGUCUGAUGGAGAGUCCAGAAUAUAGACUGGAGACUCUAAGGGUGAAGUAAGACUCUUGAACGAUGGAGAGGAAGACAAAGACAAAGUGACCGAACGGAAGAAAGCAGUGUGAUUCUACAAAGGCCUUUUUGACAAACCCAACCAAUGUGUCUUUGGCUAUUCAAUUGUUUUAUUUAUUCAGUUUUAUUUACAGAGCGCCAAGUCACAGCAACCCUAGCUUCAAGGUACUUUACAUUGUAAGGUAGACCCUACAAGAGGUGUUCAUGAGGUUUUAGAUAUUACCUUGGGUCAACACACCUUAAUCAAAUGAUUAGUUCAUUGCCUCUUAUCCUUAUUUUUUCUUUUUCCUUUGACCCUCUAAUAGGCUGGAAGAUGUAUUUUACUUCAUUGUUUGCAUUUUUGUAUGUGGCUGUUUAAAUUAAAUUGAAUAAAUGAGGUUAUUAUUGCAGUAGGCAAAAGUUUUAAUAUCGAACUAGUGACAUUUUUUUCCAUUUAAUUUCUACUUUUAUAAUCUUAUCCUACUAAGGUUCUCUCACUCCAGUACUCAGUAUGUUAGUUCUAUAACCAUGUAGACUUUUCUGCUGCAUUAGUGAUGGGCUUGUUCACGCUGCCAUUGUUUCUUUAAACAUACACUUUUCAUACACUAUCUUAAUAGUGUAUGAAAAGAAUAAAUUUUUAUAUACAUUCACCAGCCAACUCUGCCAAAACUCAGCUGUUGUAUUCCUGCUUUCAUUAAAUUAAUCAUCAGUAAACUUUGUCCUAAGGACAGUUACAGAGUUAAAAUACUUACUGCUAAGUAGGGCUGCACAAUUUUGCAUAAAAUGAGAAUCACGAUUUUUUGGCUUAGAAUUGAGAUCACGAUUCUCUCAUGAUUUUC